AUGGAGUUGAUCACGUGGUGGCAUGGAGUUGAUCACGUGGUGGAUGAAGUCAACAAUGGAGUUGAUCACGUGGUGGAUGUAGUCAAGUGUCAAGUGACCUCCUGUAAGAGCCCAGAUCCUGUAGUGCACAACCCUCCCAGCAUCACCUGUCCCAGCGUCCCCACGGUCACUGCCCCGCCCAGAGCUACCAGUGCCAAGGUCACGUGGCACGAACCUGCAGGAGCCAGUAGAAGUGGUCCAGCUCCAGGGAGUGUGUUGCACGAGGGAGUGACAUCAGUCAAUUACACUGUCAAGGACAGCGCCACCGGUCUUUCCAACAGAUGCACCACGAAGAUUGUGGUCCGGGUGGUUCGAUGUUCUCGCCCGGCUGCCCCCGGCAACGGCGCCAUCCAGUGUGACGGUCUGGUGUACGGGAACAGUUGUAUAUAUUCCUGCAGUAAGGGCUACGAGAUAGUGGGGGCAGCCAACACCAAGUGCGGACUCAAUGGACGGAUGUCCAGCAGUGCUCCAGCAUGCAGACCUGUGUCGUGUGGAACUCCGUCGCCGAUCAACAAUGGACGCUUCACCUGUCACGGAACCACAUUUGGAAGCACGUGUCAGGUUACCUGUGACGUGGACUACACGGUGGACAGUACGGCGAGAAGCAUCACGUGCAAGGCCGACAAACAGUGGACUCGUACAAGAGGCUGUCUUGACAUGAAGCCCCCGAUGAUAUCCCCCUGCCCACACUCCAUGGUGUUCCUAGCUGACAGGGGACGUACGUCAACAACAGUCACGUGGGAGAAGGUAACAGCGAUUGACCCACCAACUGCACUUACACCCCGUGUGGUACAGACCAAGGGUCCGCUCCCGGGGUCAGUGGUGGACGAGGGAAGUCACUAUGCGGAAUACACGGCUGUAGACGCCGCUGGGAACGUUGCUGUACACACAUGUUCCUUCAACGUGACAGUGAAAGGUGACCUGCUGCAUUAA
Messenger RNA from Haliotis rubra (blacklip abalone), 972 nucleotides. Its product is annotated as sushi repeat-containing protein SRPX2-like. Bases 1 to 972 code for a protein of 323 amino acids. NCBI's taxonomy places the organism in Eukaryota, Metazoa, Mollusca, Gastropoda, Lepetellida, Haliotidae. The record is from RefSeq and is a predicted model, not a curated record. The transcript is spliced from 6 exons.